CUCCGCAACACGGGCGCUUCAAGCUCCAGCACCAGUCGUCGCAUUGAGGAAGAACCCUUUCUCCGUUUGUCUCGCGAUGCAACCAGCAGCAAAUGCCUAACUUCUAUCCUUCGUUGGCGCAGUGCGCCCUUGUUGCGGCGGCCUUCAAGGUGCUUCUCUUUCCUGCCUACAAGUCCACCGAUUUCGAAGUGCAUCGCAAUUGGCUCGCCAUUACCAGCUCUCUUCCAGUUCAAGAAUGGUAUUACGAGAAAACUUCGGAAUGGACUCUCGAUUACCCUCCAUUCUUUGCUGCCUUUGAAUGGCUUCUUUCGAAACUCGCAUACUACGCUGACCCUGCUAUGCUGAUUGUAAACAACCUCGAUUAUGACUCAUGGCAAACCGUCUAUUUCCAACGCGCGAGCGUUAUAAUUACGGAGCUGGUUCUGGUAUUUGCACUGACUCGAUAUGUCGAGUCUGUCUCUCCAGCCAAUAAAAGUCUAGCACAUAUUGCGAGCUUGUCCGUUCUACUAUCGCCGGGCCUUCUUAUCAUCGAUCACAUCCACUUUCAAUACAAUGGGUUUUUGUACGGGGUCUUGAUCUUGUCGAUUGUCUGGGCACGCAAACAAUCGACUUUACUCUACAGCGCAGUGGCCUUUGCAGCUCUCCUGUGUCUCAAACAUAUAUACUUGUAUCUGUCUCUAGCCUGGUUUGUAUAUUUGCUAAGAGUUUAUUGUCUUGAUCCGAAAUCUAUCCUUCGACCUCGGUUUGUGAACACGACCAAGCUGGGACUCAGUGUUACUAGCGUUUUCGCGUUGGCUUUUGGACCAUUCGCAUACUGGAACCAGCUGCUUCAACUGAAAAGUCGACUCUUUCCGUUCUCUCGCGGUCUCACGCACGCAUACUGGGCUCCAAAUAUUUGGGCAAUGUAUGCAUUUGCGGAUCGUGUAUUAAUUCCAUUUGGCCCUCGCUUAGGCUUGUUAGUCGAUUACGAAGCCAGACAGAGUGUUACUCGAGGCUUGGUAGGUGACAGUUCUUUUGCAGUACUACCACAAAUCAGCAAGGAACAAACUUUUGCUCUCACUUUUAUUUUUCAACUGCUAUGCCUGAUCAAGCUUUGGGUACGCCCAGACUGGGAUACGUUCAUUGGCGCUAUUACAUUGUGUGGUUACGCGUCCUUUUUGUUCGGAUGGCACGUUCAUGAGAAGGCUGUCCUCCUAAUUAUUAUCCCAUUCAGUCUUAUUGCGCUCAAAGACCGACGAUAUCUCGGCGCCUUCCGGCCUUUGGCGGUAGCUGGUCAUGUCUCUCUCUUCCCUCUCCUUUUCACGGCCACUGAGUUUCCCAUCAAGACAGUGUAUACGAUUUUCUGGCUUAUUUUGUUUCUCUUCGCCUUUGACCGGGUCGCACCUGUCCCCGAGCGACCGCGAGUGUUUUUACUUGACCGAUUCUCCUCCUUGUACAUUACUAUCAGUAUUCCACUCAUACUUUAUUGCUCUCUGAUACACCAGAUCGUCUUCGGCUUGAACCGGUAUGAAUUCGUCCCGCUCAUGUUCAUGAGCGCUUAUUCCGCGUUGGGGGUGGUGGGUAGCUGGAUUGGGUUCAUGGUUGUUUUCUUCACUAGUUAGGAAAUAUGUAACUGUGUUGAUAUGUUCCGGAAAUCAAUUCCCACACUACCAUCAUUUAUUAUUAUUUCUCAUCGAGCUA
Molecule: messenger RNA, 1680 nt
Organism: Talaromyces proteolyticus
Lineage: Eukaryota; Fungi; Ascomycota; Eurotiomycetes; Eurotiales; Trichocomaceae
Product: glucosyltransferase
Exons: 6
Coding region: 93-1601 (502 amino acids)
Biological process (GO): protein N-linked glycosylation
Cellular component (GO): endoplasmic reticulum membrane
Molecular function (GO): dolichyl pyrophosphate Glc1Man9GlcNAc2 alpha-1,3-glucosyltransferase activity
Source: RefSeq, a predicted model, not a curated record